AUGCUCACGCGUGCCAGAACUCAGCCCUUGGUGGCUCCCCUAACGCCACCCAAAGCAACUCGUAGUGGGAGCAAGCGUGCCUCGCCGUCCACGAAUGUCAUCACACCGCUUGCCACCCCACGGACCCCACCGCCUUCGGCUCGUAAGCGUCGCAAGACCGACGAGGCCCCUCCCACUGCAGCACCAAACAAUACUAUGGGAUCCGAGCCCGCUGCUCGAGAAGAAGUUUCGACGGUGUUGCUGCACCCGCCUUUGGCAUUCUCGUUCGAGGAGGCCACAGCACAUCUGCACUCGAUCGAUCAGCGCUGGGGUCCGGUCAUUCAGUCCUUGCGGUGCAAGCCAUUCCAGCCUUCGGAAGCAGAGGAUAUUUUUGAUCCAUUCAGAUCCCUGGUGAGUUGACUUGAACCAUUUCCAAGAUUAUCGUUCCUAUUCUCCCCAUGCAUGGAUUUCUGACAAAAUGUUACUUGCCGGAUGCGCUUGGACACGCAGGUCAGCUCCAUCAUUGGCCAACAAGUGUCAUGGCUCGCCGCUCGAUCGAUCCUCCACAAAUUCCAGCGCGUCUUCUUCCCUACUUUGCCGGAGAAGCUCGAGCGGCCCCAAGCAGGUCUUGAGACCGAAGAAGAGCUGAGGCAACGUACUUCGCCCUUCCCGACCCCGCAGCAAGUCAUCGAUCUGCCGAACCGCACGGAAACCUUGCGUGGCGCCGGCUUGAGCGGGCGAAAGGCCGAAUACGUCGUCGAGCUGUCGGAAAGGUUCGUUGAUGGUCGACUGAAUGCCAAAGAGCUAUGGUCGAUGGACGAUGAAGAAGAAGUGGAGCGAACGCUUGUCGCUUGUCGAGGGAUCGGCGUGUGGACGGCCCACAUGUUUCAAAUAUUCUCGAUGAAGAGGCCGAACGUCAUCCCCGUGGGUGAUUUGGGUGAGCGGAAUAUGAUGGCUAUCCAUGUCCUUUCAAACCGUGUUUAGGCUAACCAGGUGACGUAACGUUUCACUCGAUCAGGCAUCCAAAAAGCGCUGUGCAAGUGGUAUUCAUCGGACCCGUUCACGGCUCCACUCUUGCACCCGAAGAAGCUUUCCGGCGCAGAUCCUUCAACUCCCAAGCCCGAGCUCGAGUCCGAGUCCACGGCUGCCCUUCUUUCACUGCCAGUGAUUCCAGCUUCUCCUAGCAUCAGCGCCGGUAGGGCGCCUGCAGAUGGGUCAAACCCUUUCGAAACGCCCAAGAAACAGCCGGUCAAACUCGAAGACGCUUAUCCGAGUCCCCGAGCGACCCCCCUCAGAGCUUUGGCAGCGCCCAUCACCACACCAUUCGUCUUUCCUCCAACAACCUCGGGCUUGACUCCGGCAAUCCUGAAGAUGCGUCUGGCCGGCAAAAAGAUCAAGUGCGUCGAUUCCCCUUCACUUUCCUCACUCGGAAGUCCAUUGUGCGAGAUAUGCUGAUGCCGCGCCUUGGACCUCGCAGGGGAGCAUACUUGACUCCACAGGAAGUGCGAGAGCUGUGUCAGCCUUGGGAACCGUAUUGUAGUGUCGCCAUGUGGUAUCUUUGGGCUGUCCUGUCCGAUGUCUGA
Microbotryum saponariae is the source of this 1562-nucleotide messenger RNA. The record is from the annotation of a GenBank genome assembly. NCBI's taxonomy places the organism in Eukaryota, Fungi, Basidiomycota, Microbotryomycetes, Microbotryales, Microbotryaceae.